GGCGCAGCUCAGAGCCUCGUAUUUGAAAAAACGAGCAGCGAGGUCCGGAGUAAUUUACCAGUUCAUCUCCAAACCUCUGGAAGAUGAGCACGAGGACCUUCAGCUCCAGAUGCAUCAUGUCGACAGGCGUCAUGAAAACUUUUAACUUUCUACUUUUAACUAGUUUGCUGUUUCCUGAAACUAUCCUGGGAGUGUAUCGUGUCAGUUGUCCAGCUCUGAUCGAGGCAGUAGAAGGGGACGCUGUGACUCUGCGGGGGUCUCUGCGUCCUCCGGUCAACUUGUCUCCUUACACAGUGGAUCUGAAGAGACUCGACCUCCGUGACGAGCUCGUCCACGUGUACCGACAUGGACGGGACGAUGUCCUCUCACAGAGUCAUCGCUACAAACACAGAACCACCCUGGUCCACGGAGACCUGGUCCGAGGAGACGUGACUCUGCAGGUCUCCCCGGUAAACCUGUCUGACGCAGGACGCUACGAAGUCUACGUCCCAAAACUGAAAGCCCGAUGUGGUUUUAACCUCACUGUGUG
Etheostoma spectabile (orangethroat darter) is the source of this 529-nucleotide messenger RNA. RefSeq names its product myelin-oligodendrocyte glycoprotein. The record is from RefSeq and is a predicted model, not a curated record. Gene Ontology annotation, cellular component: external side of plasma membrane. The transcript is spliced from 2 exons. Gene Ontology annotation, biological process: regulation of cytokine production; T cell receptor signaling pathway. Gene Ontology annotation, molecular function: signaling receptor binding. The annotation marks the transcript as partial. Lineage: Eukaryota; Metazoa; Chordata; Actinopteri; Perciformes; Percidae.